Messenger RNA from Callorhinus ursinus (northern fur seal), 5240 nucleotides. RefSeq names its product cytochrome P450 family 1 subfamily B member 1 (gene CYP1B1). Gene Ontology annotation, biological process: hormone biosynthetic process; progesterone metabolic process. The record is from RefSeq and is a predicted model, not a curated record. Gene Ontology annotation, molecular function: iron ion binding; steroid 17-alpha-monooxygenase activity; heme binding. Lineage: Eukaryota; Metazoa; Chordata; Mammalia; Carnivora; Otariidae.
UGUGUGCAAACGGGCCACGCCUCGGCGACAGCAGCUGUCAGAGACGCGCGGGGGUCCUGAGGGCUGGGAAUUGGCUGCACUCGUUGACCCCCAGUCUCAGUCCGCACUCUGCGAGAAAACCCCGGCUUUGCCGAGGCCCCAGGUAUAGCGGGGUUCGGCAAAGGAGGCACCUUUCUCGGCCCCCAGCCCAAUCCCAGCGCCCCUAGCUCGGACGACGUCUAGAGGCCCCAGAGUGGGUGCUCAAGCUCCCAGAGCAGCAGGUGUCCAGGCGAGGUCUCCGAUUUCCUGGAGACGUCUUGCCCUCCAUAGAGGCCCCGGCCCGAUUUCGGAGCCGUCCAUCCCGCGCCGCUGGAAACCGCGCCACCUCGCAGCAUGGCCACCACCCUCGGUGCCGACGCUCCCCUGCAGCCGAGUGCGCUGCCGUCCCAGCAGACCACGCUCCUGCUGCUCCUUUCGGUGCUGGCCGCCGUGCACGUGGGCCAGUGGCUGUUGCGGCAGCGGCGGCGGCAGCCGGGGUCCGCGCCGCCGGGCCCGUUUGCGUGGCCGCUGAUCGGAAACGCGGCGGCGAUGGGUCCGGCGCCGCACCUCUCGUUCGCGCGCCUGGCGCGGCGCUACGGCGACGUCUUCCAGAUCCGCCUGGGCAACUGCCCGGUGGUGGUGCUGAACGGCGAGCGCGCCAUCCGCCAGGCGCUGGUGCAGCAGGGCGCCGCCUUCGCCGACCGGCCGCGCUUCGCUUCCUUCCGCGUGGUGUCCGGCGGCCGCAGCCUGGCUUUCGGCCCGUACUCCCAGAGCUGGAAGGUGCAGCGGCGCGCGGCGCACAGCACCAUGCGGGCCUUCUCCACGCGCCAGCCGCGCAGCCGGCGCGUCCUCGAGGGCCACGUGCUGGGCGAGGCGCGGGAGCUGGUGGCGCUGCUGGUGCGCGGCAGCGCGGGCGGCGCCUUCGUGGACCCGCGGCCCCUGACCGUGGUGGCCGUGGCGAACGUCAUGAGCGCCGUGUGCUUCGGUUGCCGCUACAGCCACGACGACGCCGAGUUCCGCGAGCUGCUCAGCCACAACCAGAAGUUCGGGCGCACGGUGGGCGCGGGCAGCUUGGUGGACGUGCUGCCCUGGCUGCAGCGCUUCCCCAACCCCGUGCGCACCGCCUUCCGCGAGUUCGAGCAGCUCAACCGCAACUUCAGCAACUUCGUCCUCGACAAGUUCCUGAGGCACCGCGAAAGCCUGCAGCCCGGGGCCGGCCCGCGCGACAUGAUGGACGCCUUCAUCAUCUCCGCGGGAACCGAGGCGGCGGAGGGCUCGGAGGACGGCGGCGCGCGGCUGGACCUGGAGUACGUGCCGGCCACUGUCACCGACAUCUUCGGCGCCAGCCAGGACACGCUCUCCACCGCGCUGCAGUGGCUGCUCGUCCUUUUCACCAGGUAUCCUGAAGUGCAGGCUCGGGUCCAGGCCGAACUGGAUCAAGUCGUGGGUAGAGACCGGCUACCCUGCCUGGAUGACCAGCCCAACCUGCCCUACGUCAUGGCCUUUCUUUAUGAAGCCAUGCGCUUCUCCAGCUUCGUGCCCGUCACCAUUCCUCAUGCCACCACCACCAGCGCCUCUGUCUUGGGCUACCACAUUCCCAAGGACACGGUGGUUUUUGUUAACCAGUGGUCUGUGAAUCAUGACCCAGUGAAGUGGUCUAAUCCAGAGGACUUUGAUCCGGGCCGGUUCUUGGACAAAGACGGCUUCAUCGACAAGGACCUGGCCAGCAGCGUGAUGAUUUUUUCCGUGGGCAAACGGCGGUGCAUUGGGGAAGAGCUUUCCAAGAUGCAGCUGUUUCUCUUCAUUUCCAUCCUGGCUCAUGAGUGCAAUUUCAAGGCCAAUCCAGAUGAACCCUCGAAGAUAGAUUUUAAUUACGGUCUGACCAUUAAACCCAAGUCAUUUCGGAUCAACGUCACUCUCAGAGAGUCCAUGGAGCUCCUCGAUAGUGCUGUCCAAAAGUUUCAAGCCGAGGAGGACUGCCAGUGAGAAGCCACAAGGACGCGAGCUCGAAUUUUAGAAGUACUCAAGUGGGGGGGGUAUGGGGAGUAGACUUUGCUAACUCCUUGCGCCACUUUCUCAGUUAGCCUCUAGAGUGAGCAUAAAUCAACCGACCGGCAGAUGAUGUGCUUCACACAUGUGCUCAGAGGAGCACUGGGCUAUGAAGGAGCUCCUGGAAGGGUUUUGGAGCCAAAGAAUUAAAGGGUCCAAAGAAUUUUUACACAAUGAUGAGUGCUGGAAAUAGUAUCUUGGAGGGAGCAUCCUUGGGAGUUGAAACCCACAUGUGUGCACAUGCAAAUGAGUGAAUGAAGAAGAGUUUCAGUGACCAUGCCUCCGUGGGUGGGGUCCGAGAUGGAUGUUCCGCUGCUGAAAUCUGCUCCGUAGGAAAAUCGUAGUAAGCAAAGUUUCAGAAUAUAUUGUUGAAUAUGCAAAGGCAAAUAAUUUCAGUGUAAGACAUGGGAUUGAGGGUGAUAGGGGAAAAGGGUAAAGACCAGAAAUUCCUUUCUCACCUCUUCAAUAAAAAAUAGUUUAGGGAGGCUGUAGUAUCUACAUGGAUGGAUUUGUCUUUUUGCCUAGGGAUAUGCUUUCUCUUUUUUUUGCAUAAAUCAUAAAGUCAUUUGCUUAUAAAGAAAUUAAUAGUAUGGUUGAUUCAGUGAUUAUAGUAGGCUUCAAUGAUUUAUCAGGAAUUUUAAAGUGUAAGUUGUUAAAUUGUAAAAAAAUUCUAAGCCGAAGUCAUAUCUUUGUUGUUGCCAAAGUAUAGAAUUUCAAUGAUGAGAAAAAAAAAGAUUUACUGGCCCAGCUAAGCUUUAUAGUAUAUGAUAAUAAUGCAUUAAUUUCAGGAAGUUUCAUAGGUUAAAAAAGUCACCAAAUACUAGUCAAUAUAUUUAUAUUAUAAUUAUCAUAAGCAAUAUGUAUUAGUUAGUAGAUUAUUAAAUAGUAUUAGCUGUUUUGGUUAAGAAAAGUUUGAAUAAUGUACAUCUUUCCAAAAGAAAGACAAAUGAAAAAGUAUAAUUCAACCAAUUUGGGCUCAAAUACGUGAAAUGAGCCUAUUUUAACAUGAUGGAAACCAAGGUAAAGCAAAGUCCAUUCUCUCAUCUGCAACUUGAAUGAGAACUAAAAAGUCUCAAAUUGGAUCUCUAAGAUGUGUUCCUUAUUACUUUACAAGAUAUUUUCUAAAAUUAUAUUCACAAUCUAGAAUCUUCUUGUGAAAUGAAGUUAAUAUGUUAUAAUUCCAAACUCUUGGCAUGCUUAAAUUUUAAUUAGAUUUUAGAGCCAUUCUGAUUGUUGAGUUCCAGUUGAAGUUACUGGAAAUCUAACCAUUAGCCUGGGCAAGGCAGAGAAAUUUAACCUGUGUCUGCCUGAUGAGUAGGGGAAAAUGCAAUGAAUUAUCUAGAUGUUCUCUUUAUUAGAGAACCAGGGGGGAGAUUCCCAUCAUAAUAGGCCUAGUUUCUUAAAUGAUUUUUUAAAAAUAGUGUUCAUGUCUGUGUUUUGGAAAGUCAGAAUCAGAAGGUAGUGUUAGAAGGCUGUUUUGAAGAUUGCAUCAUGUUCCAUUGGAGCCCAUCAGAUCGGGCAUGCUGUUCAGGAUGGCCGGCCUGGUGAGCAGUCACUUUGGUAACUGUGAAAACAUGAGGCCUGAAUGAAAUACGUAUGUUCCAUUUAUGUAAAGAGCCUGAAAACCUUAAAAAACACACACACACAAAAUGCAUUAUAGAAGAUGGUGAAAGUUCAAAGUAAAGGUUGGAGCUUUAACUUCAUUGCAUGUGAACUUGCAGAGGAAGGUAUACCAUGUCCUGAAAGCUUACUGCUUCUUACAUUCUGUUAAGCUUUUUGGAAUCUUUUAAUCAAAAUUACAAAGGGAAGAGUGACGGCUGUGCGUAGGGGUGGUGAGAAAAAAAGAGAGGAAAAGGAAGAAAUAUGGUUAAACUUUUCCCCACUCAUUCCAAAUUAAUUCAUCUGAAGCACAAAAUUUGAAAUACGAACAUUUAGAAAAAUGUUUCGUGGGCCAACGUUAAAUCCUAACUAGACUUAAAAAAAAAUCUACAACACAGACAGUCUAUUUUGUAAUUUGGAAUUCUUUUAUUAAUAAACAUUUCGUAUAAUUUUAAUCAAUAGGAUCUCAUAGCUCUACCUCUUGAGUAUGUAGAACUGUGCCAGUAUUUUUAAAGGCACUAAAGCCAACUGUAGAAAUCGGGCUUAGUCAGUACAUUUAAAUUUUUUUGUCACCAGCUAUUCGAAAACGUGAUUACCCUCCACCCCUAAGCAGGGCCGAGACAGGAAUUAGGCUGCCCUAGCCCACUUACUCUGAGACAUGUGUGGUACCAAGAGUAAUCAUGUACCAAUCUGGAUGCAUCAUUAAGUCAUCCAAGUCCAGAUGUGCUAGAAUCUGUACGGAUGUAGGCUCAGUUCGUCUGGGGCUUCUGGCAAUGGAAAAGCUGUGCUUAUAUAGGAAGUGAGGUGGGCUCUUGGAGGCUACCUGGCUUAUUUAAAUACAACUAGAUUAUUCUAUAUUUUAUAAUCUAGUUAAAGAAAGAAAAUCAAAACCCAAAACAGACAAAUACAAAUAACCAAACUUGGAGGCUACAAUAAUCCAGCUACUGGUUUAAUCAGAAAACCUUAUUUUAUUUCUUCCAGAGAAAGAAUGUAUUUGCUGGUCACUGUUGUAGUCAGAAUAUCUACUCCAGGUUAUGAUGAUAGUUAAAAUGUAUUGUUUCUUAAAUGCUUCCUUUAUAUACUGAAGCUUUGACUUUGCAAGAAGAUUACUUUUUUCCAAACAAAAAGAUGUCUCAGGUUUGUUUUGUGGGUUUAUCUGAAAGCUUUUUUUUAUUUUUCUCUGAAAGCUUUCAUGUCUCAGAACUUAGCCUUCACCUGUGAAAUGCUAUUAUGUCCUUAAUAUUUCCUUAUUAGAUCUAUAUUAGAUCAAGUAGUUGCAUAGCAUUUAUAUUAAUUUGUAUGUUCUUAGCUAUGACACACUGUGUGGUACUUUAGUAGAUGUUUAUAGCUCAACGAUAACUUUUUAUUUAACCUUUUCUUAUUGUAUUUUAUCAUGUUUGCUUUUAACAUGUACAGAGCAACUAUCAUACAUAGUUGUAACUGAAAUACAUUUUGGUGACACAGUGUUAACAUGUAUCUUUUUACUGUUCGAUAUACCAGAUUAAAAACAUUCUGUAUCUGUAAUUACCUAUAACUGGACACCAUUACCAAAAUAAUAAAAAUCACUUUCAUAA